UUUUUAUUAAGGACAUCUCGAAUUAGUCUCAAACCUAAGAUGGGUUCUUAUACAACCUUCCUGAUUGCCGCAAUCACUGCUGCAGUAACUUCGGUCAUCUAUGAUGCGCUCCAGCAAGAUUUUGGGCGGAGCUUUGAGAUGGGCGGGGCACUUGGUUUGAUCGACAGGAAGGGAAACCUUAGCUUGGAGGAAUACUAUGAAAAGUAUAAUGGAAAAUGGCCUGUUAUUAUCACAGAUGUGGUCGGAAAGUGGAAAGCCAGUGGAUGGAGUGAGAAUUUUUUUACUCAGAACUUUGGAGAUGAACAUGUCACGCUAAAAUCUGUUCAGUCAAAACUUAAAGAUGCCUCAAGCAGUUAUACGACCCUCCAGCAUUUUGUGAAGCUGAAGAAGAGUACGGGAAGGAAAGAUAGAUGGCUUUAUGUCGAGGACGAGAUCUUUAUACCCCGUAGGCCAUCUUUAAAGGAAGAUAUUGGACAAGUGAUGUAUCUUGAGGAGGAUUUCUUCCAGCUAUUCCCUGAAGAAAUUAGACCUUGGAAUGCCAUGAUGCUAUGGGGUACUGCUUACUCAAGAUCAGCGCUACAUAUAGACCCAUACAACUGGACAGGAUCUAAUGCAGUGAUUUGGGGGAAGAAACGAUGGAAGCUAUACCCUCCUGGCCAAGAUGACUUGCUCUAUGCUAAAACCAACCCUAACUCUGGAUUUCCUCUCAACUGCCAUACAUAUACAAGUCCUAUCGAUGCCUUUGAUCCAGACCUAGAUGCUUAUCCCAACUUUGCCAAAGCGAGAGCUUUUCACGUUGAACAACAUCCAGGUGAACUCUUGAUUAUUCCUUCAGGAUGGUUUCACCAAGCUUUCAAUGUCCAAGAAACCUUCGCUAUCAGCAGUCAAGUCAUGGACCUUGCAAAUUAUAAAAUUAUUCUUGAAGAGAUAGCCAAAGCGGGUCAUUUUGCACAAACCAAGCUUCAUUCAUUAUAUGAAUCCUUUACACCCUCAAAACAGGUGGAAGCCGCUAUGAAACUCAUUCCACAGCACGUCAUCGAUAGAGGGCGCACUGUACUGGACAUCGCCAUCAACCAACUGACCUUGCAAGAGUCGAUGCAAAGCAAAUAUUCAUGAUGCAGAAUACUAUUCCAUCUACCAUCACCUAUUUUUGAAGUUCAUAUUACCCUACGCGAUAUUCUGCAAUGCGGCUCUGACAACCUCUUUUCUGGUAUCGGCUUUUUGUAUUAUGCUUUUUACACAACGUUUUCUUAUCCUCGUACUAUUACUAACCCUGCGCUAUCCUCAACCCCCAUUAUCCCCCUUUUUUACACAGGCCAAAUUUUCUGCCUAACCCCAGCUAACGAAAUGCUUGCCUUUCUCACACAAAAUACAGUAAUCCUGGACAACCAUUCAUGAGUGCUCCGACAAUCUUCCAUGAAUAUGGUUGGCAGAGAAACACUUUAACUCCAGUAAAAGUCAGUAAAACAGACUGGUCACAAAAACAGCUCACACAAGUUUUUCAUGAAACACUGCCCAGCAGGAAUAUUACCAGUAAUAGUGCACUGAGACAUGUCUCCAGACAGAGAUUGUCUCAUAUUGGUCUCGGAUGCUAAUGUCUGGGUAUUGGUUACUGUCUCAAAGGCAAUGUCUUUUUCUCGCAGAAAUUAAGAACUAAAGUUAAUCUCACUGGAUCGUAUUCUGAAGUCGGGUCUAACUUAGACCAUGGUCUAACUCUGUGCUAUAAUUAUGGGAAGCCAAAAG
Lytechinus variegatus (green sea urchin) is the source of this 1743-nucleotide messenger RNA. RefSeq names its product F-box protein At1g78280-like. The transcript has 9 exons. Lineage: Eukaryota; Metazoa; Echinodermata; Echinoidea; Temnopleuroida; Toxopneustidae. Gene Ontology annotation, cellular component: cytoplasm; nucleus. The coding region runs from base 40 to 1116 and encodes 358 amino acids. Gene Ontology annotation, molecular function: histone H4R3 demethylase activity; sequence-specific DNA binding. The record is from RefSeq and is a predicted model, not a curated record. Gene Ontology annotation, biological process: positive regulation of translational termination; negative regulation of gene expression; protein hydroxylation.